CAGCACGUUCUCACGCCACAUUUGCUAAUGACCGCAACGUUCACCCGACAGCAGUUCGACGAGGCAUGCCGGGAAUUCAUUCACGCUCAUCAAUCCAUCUCAUCAGAGUCUUCUGCGUAUGAAGACAGGCUUUCGGGAUGGUCUUGGAAAGAGCAUCAUACACUGCCAGGCUUCGGUUACAUGCAUCGGAUUAUCACUUUGAACUGGCGUCACCCAGCGUCAGUUGAAUCAUCUCUUGAGAUUGAGGAUAGUUUGGACGUCGUCGACGAUGGCACAACCGCUUCGCAUGGCUCCCCCGAUUCGUUGACUUGUCAUCAGUAUGUGGUGCUAUCAGCGACUUUCCGUGUACCAGCAUUUUAUUUUUCCAUUCAUGGUUCGAGCGGUUCCCCACUUCAGCUGGUUGAUAUCAUGAAAACUUCUCUUCUCCGUAAGGAUGUGUGCGAAGGGACGGUCGCUACAACAUUCGCUGUAUCGCACCCGGCAACGAACUUCCCCCUCCUAUCGCAAGGUGAACAUCCGACGCUAGGCACGCCCUGUUGGUAUUUUCACCCAUGUGAAACCGCCAGUGCAGUUCACGAGAUCCUCAAGGAAUCAGAGGAGAGCGGCGGGAGAGCACUGAGAUGGAUGGAAGCUUGGUUCACAGUGUUGAGCACAGCCGUGGCCACGUAGUGAUAUCCACGGUAUUUUUGGAUGGUGUUCUCAGGCUGGGAUUUGGGUGGAAUGUGUUUUGGACAAAAGGCUUCUAUAGGCUUCGUCAGUCCCUCACAUGUGACGAGAUCAACUAU
Molecule: messenger RNA, 785 nt
Organism: Suillus clintonianus
Lineage: Eukaryota; Fungi; Basidiomycota; Agaricomycetes; Boletales; Suillaceae
Exons: 3
Coding region: 28-669 (213 amino acids)
Biological process (GO): protein lipidation; protein modification by small protein conjugation; macroautophagy
Cellular component (GO): intracellular anatomical structure
Molecular function (GO): Atg12 transferase activity
Source: RefSeq, a predicted model, not a curated record